AGAGGGAGAGAGAGGCAGAACAUGAGAGCAUAGCAGGAAGUUGUGGGGAGGAGCGAGUGAGAGAGAGAGAGUGUGUGUGUUUGUGUGUGUUUGUGUAUGCUGGUUUUAAGGAGGAUGGGAGGAAGGAACAGCCAGGAAGCUAGUGUGACCUUUGAGAUGUAUACUGAGCACUUGUGAGUAGGGACUGAGGGAGCCUGGAGGCCAUUGUGCUUUCAUACACAACAUGUCUCUUCUGCCAGAUGCGAGGGUCGGCAGAAGGAAGCCAGUUUCACAAGUUCCUGAGGAACACUGGUGUUUUAAUGGCCAGAAAUCCUAGUCCAGUUCGAGCUCAUUUCUCCAUACAUGGACUGCCUGAGGAAUUACUCAAGGUGAUGAGGACAAUUGAUGACAGAAUAGUACAUGAAUUAAAUACUACGGUUCCAACAGCUUCCUUUGCAGGGAAAAUUGAUGCCAGCCAAACCUGUAAACAACUUUAUGAGUCUUUGAUGGCAGCUCAUAUCAGUAGGGACAAAGUUAUAAAGAACUGUAUAGCCCAGACCUCAGCCGUAGUAAACAGUCUUCGAGAAGCGAGAGAAAAGAAUCUGGAUGACUUGACGUUAUUAAAGCAACUUAGAAAAGAGCAGACAAAGUUGAAAUGGAUGCAGUCAGAACUAAAUGUCGAAGAAGUGGUAAAUGACAGGAGCUGGAAGGUGUUUAAUGAACGCUGCCGAGUUCACUUCAAGCCUCCAAAGAAUGAGUAGAGAGAGUGUUUUUUGAAAGACCCGGUCAUCUCAUCAGCUAACCAUGACAGACGUCAGCAGUGUGGGCUUCUGAGGAUGGUCUCUGAGGCAGCAGGUUAAGGCCUGUGGUUAAUCCAGCCCCAUUUAGCUAAGACCUCAAGUCUAAUUCUCAUAAUUAUAAUCAAUUGCUAUUUUAUACUGAUUCUGUAAAAAAUGUUUUGUAACUAUUAAAAUAAUUUUCUGA
Messenger RNA from Psammomys obesus (fat sand rat), 963 nucleotides. RefSeq names its product mitochondrial matrix import factor 23 (gene Mix23). Lineage: Eukaryota; Metazoa; Chordata; Mammalia; Rodentia; Muridae. Gene Ontology annotation, cellular component: mitochondrial intermembrane space; mitochondrion. Bases 240 to 740 code for a protein of 166 amino acids. The transcript is spliced from 5 exons. The record is from RefSeq and is a predicted model, not a curated record.